CUUGUUUGAAACAGUCAUUAUUUGUAUCCGUGUGCCCCUUGAUUUUCUAUCAGCUGUCAUUCUUAAAAAAAACAAUAUCGAUCAUACAAAAGGUCUGCUUCGGUGUUGCGAUAGCCAUCUUGCACGAAAGAUUUUCCCCGGGAACUUCGUGAUGUCCCAAACACUCCCGGAGGUCCCCUGCAACAAUCCGACUCAGUUUUGUCGGUUGUGUUUUUCUCGGCAAAACAUUCACUGGGUUAUUCGUACUAAUGGAACCGAAGUCGAUCUACCGUUUAUCAACACUAUCGGUUCGUGUCUGGGCGUGUGGCUCAAGUUGGACGAAGACUUUCCCUGUGCUGUAUGUCGCAAGUGUACCACGGAAAUAGAACGAAUAAUUGAGUUCCGCGAAAACUGUCGUUUGUGUGACGAGGCACUGAAACAGAAACGACAGAACGAUCCAACCGCACUGGUUCUGUUCUAUGAUCUUCUGUUUCAUCUGGACAAUUUUAAAUAUGUAGAAACGUGCAGUGAAAUUCCCGAAAUUCCAAAUAAUAUGUUAGCACCAGCACCACGGACUUUCGACUUCUUUUUUGACCAGCCCGGUGGCAAGGAUAGGGCGCUCUAGCAAGUGCUAUUGUAGCCAACAUCUGGGGCAUUUGGUGGGCAAUCAGAGCGCUCAGAGUAUGGAAAACAAAAAUUCGAGCAUUUCAAUUCGAGUAAAAUCUUAAUUUCCUUAUCGUAGUGAUGAUUUUCUGAUCGAUAAUUUGCGGGGAAGUGCUUUAAAGGGUACUGAAUAAACAAGUAGUUUGUAAUAUCCAAUUUUUUGUUAGCCAUUCUUCUUCAUUGUUUUGGUUUUUGCAGAAUGAUGCUGACCACAGUUUCAUGACGUCAUAGCAGGGUGAUGUUUUUGACAGUUCUUGUAUUUGUUUUCGUUUCAAAGCAAAUUACAUUCUCCUCGGUUUUUAAACUAAUUUUGGGUAGCAGCGAAUUAGUCGCAUACAUGCACUGAAAAAAAUCUCAUACCAGCUAUUUUUCGAAGAUGGGCGAAUCUAACAUUGACAGCAAAUGGAGAAAAACAACAUGACUGUUUCGACUUUGGUUUUAAUUCGUAUUAUCGAUUUAUCAAAAUUUGUCGUAUAUUCUUUGAUCAAUGUUUGAUAAAUCGAAGAACUGUUGGUUAAUCUUAAAAAGGUA
Messenger RNA from Malaya genurostris, 1173 nucleotides. RefSeq lists its product as uncharacterized. The record is from RefSeq and is a predicted model, not a curated record. Gene Ontology annotation, molecular function: zinc ion binding. The coding region runs from base 152 to 604 and encodes 150 amino acids. Lineage: Eukaryota; Metazoa; Arthropoda; Insecta; Diptera; Culicidae. Gene Ontology annotation, cellular component: nucleus. The transcript is spliced from 2 exons.